AUGGCCAACGGAGGCUGUGGAUGCUGCGGUGGAAAUAACAACAACAGCAGCUACACCGUGUGCUGCUACAGCAGCCCAAGAAGCUGCAAGACACCAAUGUGCUGCUCGCCCAUGCAGUGCUGCUACCCCAGGACCUGCUGCAUGCCCAUGCAGGCCUGCUGCUACACCAUCAGCAGUAACAACAACAACAACGGUGGCUGCUGCAACUGCUGCGGCAACUAA
Molecule: messenger RNA, 222 nt
Organism: Opisthocomus hoazin
Lineage: Eukaryota; Metazoa; Chordata; Aves; Opisthocomiformes; Opisthocomidae
Source: RefSeq, a predicted model, not a curated record